ACCUUCAUGACGUGUUCUGGUUUUCCAAGAAUUUCAAACAGUCGGGGAUUUUUUGCCUUUACGCAUACGGUCCGGCGCAGUUUCAAAACAGUUUUCAUUUUGAGAACCAGAACAAACCUAACGGAAAUGAUAUGUUCUUGAGGCUUUGCAAGAACAAGGCCAAAUGAUUACCAAUAAAGAAGAAAAAGAGAGGUUUUGCCGGUUUUGGUUUUGUUUUUAUUUUUAUGUGAAUGUGAAGUGUGAAUAUCCAAAACACAAAACGGUAUUUUUAUCUCUUAUAUGCAAAUGAAACUAGCAAAUCACAUACUUCUAUAGUUAUACUUAUUUUAGUUAUGUGUGGAAUUACUUUAAUAAUUUCUAAACGUUCCUCUGUUAAUAUAUGUAUUUCAGAUAUUCUUAAUAAAUUUCAAGAAAUUAUUUCCAGAAGAGGCCCAGAUCACAUCGGUUUUGAAAAGUGGAUUACAGAAAAUAAUGUUACCUUGCUAUUCACUGCAAGUGUUCUUUGGUUGCAAGGAAACACUUUAACAAAACAACCUGUUCAUAAUGAAAAUUCAAUUUUAAUAUAUAAUGGGGAUUUAUUUAAUGGAGUACCUGAAGAAUUUCGAAAGGAAUAUGGUGAUACAAAAUAUUUGUUUAAUAUUUUGAAUGAAUCUGAAGACAUUCAUGCCUCGCUCUGUAAAUUACAAGGACCAUAUGCGUUUAUUUACUUUGAUAAAUUAAAAAAUAAGAUAUUCUUUGGUAGGGAUAAAUUUGGUAGGCGCAGUUUACUUAUUGGUAAAAAUGAAAAUGUACUAAUAUUAUCUAGUGUUGCUAAAAGGACCAAAGAUUUUGAGUUUAUGGAGUUACCAUCUGUAGGAACAUUUUCAUGGGAUCUGAGUAGUGAUACUUUAGAACUGAAUCCAUAUAGCCAGAAAUAUACAACUAAAUUAGGUGAAUUAGAAGCAUUUUUGAAUAAAACAUUUAAAGUAAAUAAUUGUUCUAUAGCAGAAGAAACAACAUUUUUAGGACCUGAUAAUGAUAAAAUUGCUUUAUUAAGUAGAUUACAAGGUUUAUCUGUUAAUGAAGCUUUUUCUCUUUUACUUAAUAAUUGCCAAUGGUCCUGUAAUGUAACUAUAUUAAAAGAACUGUUGGAAGAUGCAGUCAGAAGAAGAAUUUCGUAUCAACCAAAGUUAUGUAAAAUGUGCAUUCUUGAGAAAUAUAGUUGUAGUCAUUCUUCUGUUGGAGUGUUAUUUUCUGGAGGAGUAGAUUGUUCAAUAUUGGCACUUCUAUCAAAUCAAUUUGUUGAUAAAGGACAACCUAUUGAUUUAUUUAACAUUUCUUUUGAUGAAGCAAAUGGUUUUAUGUCUCCAGAUAGAGUAACAGGUUUGCAAACUUUAGAAGAACUGAAAGUACUUUGUCCAGAUAGGAAUUGGAGAUUUAUAGAAAUUAAUAUCACUAAAGAAGAAUUGGAAGAAAAGAGAAAUAAUCAUAUAGCAAAUUUAAUUUAUCCAUUAAAAACUAUUAUAGAUGAUGACUUAGGUUGUGCUCUUUGGUUUGCUAGUAGAGGAAUAGAUGAUUCACAUUGUAGAGUUCUGAUAGUUGGUAUGGGUGCUGAUGAACUAUUUGGAGGUUAUACAAAACAUAGAGCUGCUUUCAAAAAAGACUCUUGGCUUGGAUUACAUAAUAAAUUAGAUGAUGAUUGGCAAAAUUUACCUUAUAGAAAUCUUGCCAGAGAUGAUAGAGUUGUGUCCGAUCAUGGAAGACAGUUGCGUACACCAUACCUAGACGAGAAUGUUGUAAAUUUUGUUCAUAGUUUACAAUGUUGGGAUAAAUCAUUCCCUACCGAUAAACUACCUCAUGGAUUUGGUGAUAAAAUUCUUCUUAGAUGUGUAGCAUUCCAAUUAGGAUUAAAAAAAGCAGCUUAUUUAAAGAAACGAGCAUUACAAUUUGGAUCGAGAAUAGCAAAUAGUAAGGAAGCAGCCCAUAAAGUGUCAGAAAGAUUGUGAUGUAAUUCAGAUAUGAAUUAGAGAGCAUAAUGAGGAAACCCUCUGAGAGAGCAAAAGGAGCAAACCCGAUAUGAAAACUAAACGAGCAGACCCCAUGAGAACAAAAAAUUCA
Messenger RNA from Psylliodes chrysocephalus, 2097 nucleotides. The record is from the annotation of a GenBank genome assembly. NCBI's taxonomy places the organism in Eukaryota, Metazoa, Arthropoda, Insecta, Coleoptera, Chrysomelidae.